AUGCCGAUCCUCGACCGCCGCCGGCAACAACGCCGCCCCGAACGGCGCGUCGCCGACAACGGCGACGACCAGACCCUCGACCUCCCGCCCUACGAACCCCUCGCCUGCCCCCUCACCAACGAAGCCAAGCGCGCCAUCGCCGAGCUCUCCAACACCCGCGACGUCCACCGCUACCAGACCCACAUCAAGAACUCCAUCCAGCACCUCGGCCAGAGCGUCAUGGACAUCAACGACGUCACCCGCGACACCCGCGACUCCGUCGCCCGCGUCGCCGCCAAGCGCCCGGAGUCCGCCCUCGAGGACAAGUCGGAGCGCGAGCUCGGCCUCGAGAAGCACCUCGCCGCGCUCGAGGCCGACGUCCCCACCAUCUCGGCCGAGGCCGAGGCCGCGCUGAGGGACCUCAUCGACCGCCAGGUGCAGCUCGAGGACGACAAGGCCGCGCUGGUGGCCACGGUGGACUACUUCCAGUCGCUCCCCGCCCCCGCCGCGAGGCCGAGGCGGGGACAACAAGACGGAGAGGGGGAGGGGCAGGACGAGGACGUGGAGAUGCCGCCGCCGGAGCAGUCCGUCAUCGACACCCUCCGCCAGCACCGGGCCGAGAAGCAGCGCGAGUACGAGAGGCUGAACGCGUACCAGCGCUACGCCCUCAACAACGACUACGCCGCCUUCAAGAAGCUCUGGCACGAGUCCGUCCACGGCGACAACGGCCCGCCCGUGCCCAACGCCAAGCGCUGGUUCGACGACGCCGGGAACCCCGUCGUGCCCCGCAUGUCUGCCGGCCAGGAUGUUAAGAACGAAGGCGGCGCGGCGGAGGACGACGAGGACGACGACCUCAUCAUCGCCUCCGAGGUCAGGGACUACAGGUGUCCGCUGUCGAUGGCGGAGUUCCAGGAGCCGUACAGCAAUCACGUGUGCAACCACACGUACGAGAAGCAGUGGCUGGUGGACAUGCUGCGGAAGGCGCCGGGGGGACGCGGUGUCUGUGCCGUUCCGGGGUGCGAAAAGAGUUUCCAAUUGUCGGACUUUUACGACGACAGGGUGAUCCUGCGCAAGAUGAAGCGCGCCCAGGAGUUGCAGCGCCUCGCGGAGCAGGAGGGCAGCAGCAGCUCUGAUGACGAUGACGACGACAGGCCGGCGGUGAAGUCGGAGAGACGUUCCCAGGGCCGAAAGCGUAAGAUGGAGACCAUCGAUGAUGAUGAUGAAUAG
Colletotrichum karsti is the source of this 1206-nucleotide messenger RNA. RefSeq lists its product as uncharacterized. NCBI's taxonomy places the organism in Eukaryota, Fungi, Ascomycota, Sordariomycetes, Glomerellales, Glomerellaceae. The transcript has 2 exons. The record is from RefSeq and is a predicted model, not a curated record. Gene Ontology annotation, cellular component: nucleus; Smc5-Smc6 complex. Gene Ontology annotation, molecular function: SUMO ligase activity; zinc ion binding. The coding region runs from base 1 to 1206 and encodes 401 amino acids. Gene Ontology annotation, biological process: double-strand break repair via homologous recombination; protein sumoylation.